AUGAUGCAGAAUUUCAACCGAAGCAGACAUUGCAUAUUAUCUCGCCUCGCCUCGCUAACCAAGUCACAUGUCCGCUUCCAGAGAUUGAUUCACACUGUGGUAGAAGGGACAUUGCCUGCUGAACCCUACGCUGAUGUGAAUUCCGGUUCCAUGGUUCCACAGAAGAUAACAGUGGACAUGUCAAAGUGGAAAAAGGUUCAGGCGAAGCUUUAUGGUAUAACACCUUACCAAAUUCCGGAUUCGCCGUGGACAGUCUUGAAAAUCCUGAGAUAUGAAGGAUUUGAGGCCUACCUUGUGGGUGGAUGUGUUAGGGAUUUAAUUUUAAAUAGAGUGCCUAAAGAUUAUGAUGUGAUCACCACUGCGAACCUUUCACAGAUUGAAAAACAGUUUAGAAAUUGCAACAUCGUUGGACGAAGAUUCCCCAUAUGCAGGGUCUCUAUGAAAGGUUCCGUAGUUGAGGUAUCAAGCUUUGACACAGUGGCAAAAGAUACUGAAGAAAAGGCUAUUCCUUAUGAAAUGCCGAGUGGCUGCAAUAAAAAAGAUUUCAUACUCUGGAGAAAUAGCAUUAAUCGCGACUUCACAAUUAAUAGUUUGUUCUUUGAUCCUUUCAAGAAUGUUAUAUAUGAUUAUGCAAAUGGGAUGGAAGAUUUGAGGGCGCUGAACUUACAGACUAUAAUCCCUGCUCGACUGUCAUUCCAAGAGGAUUGCGCAAGAAUAUUACGUGGCUUACGCAUUGCCGGUCGCCUCGGCCUAUCACUAUCACCAGAUACUGAAACCGCAGUACAUCAACUCUCAACUUCAAUUGCAAGUUUGGACAAGUUCAGGUUAAUGUUGGAAUUCAACUACAUGCUUGCCUAUGGAGCCUCGGAGCCUACUAUCAGUUUGCUACAGAGAUUCAACCUUCUUGGAUUAUUUUUUCCAUUCCAUGCAGCCUACCUACAUCAGCAUUGUACUGAGAAUUCUCCUAUGCAUUCCAUGAUACUAAUGAAAUUAUUAUUCAAUUUGGAUAAUUUGGUUAGCUGUGAUCAGCCUUGCAGCUGCAGUCUUUGGCUUGGAGUAUUUGCGGUUCACCAAGCAUUAGUUAUUAAGCCUCAAGAUUUAUCAGUAAUCUUGCUUUUUGCUUCUGUGCUGCAUCACGGGGGUUGGGACAAAGGUCUUAAUUUUGUGAGGGAACAUUCAAACCUUCAGGUUAAUUUUGCACCUGAGAUAUCACGAUUCUCUGAAUCUAAGUCAGAUGAUCAACUUGUGGAGGGCGUAACUCGGUUUGCGUGUCUAGUUCAAGAAUGUGUUAGAUCGUUCUUUGACAGAGACAAACUUUAUGAGUUCAUGUCCAGAUACCCAGCCACCCCACAGUCUAAUAUGGUAUUUGUAUCAAAGAAAGCAGGGAUGGAGGUCGCUAAUCUUUUUGAUGCCUUAGUCAAAGGGAACGAAUUCCACCAGCACAAACAUGGAAGAAAGAGGAACGGUUUGAUAAUAGAUUACAGGAAACUAGGUAAAGGUGAUGUGCAAGAAACUAGAUUUGCUUUGGGGAAAAUUAUUUUGGAAACUUUGAGUUGUGGACAUGCUGAUGGAAGAACAAACAUGGAGGAUGAGGAGGCAGUGAUCCCAGUGGAGGGAGAACUUGGUCAAACACUUCCUGAUUUAUCGAAGCAUCGGACUGUGGCCAAUGAGAAAAGAAAGCGAGUCAUAUCAUUUGUUGACGACUGGAUAUCAAAGCAGGAUUCGAGCAAGAAGCUAAAACUGGUGGAUGAGUCUCUGGAGCAGGAGGGAGUCCUAAAGAAGUUGAAAGAUCAUGUAAUAGUCGAAGAGGGAUAUCGAGAUGAAGCUGGCAAGCGUGUGAAGAAGGUGAAGGACAGAAGAAAAGUUGAGAAAAUGAAGAUGGAACGUAAGAGGGAUGCCCAUAUAGUUUUACAGGAUAUGGUGUCAGAGAGGAUCGAGAGGAGAAGUCGCAAAAGCAAACAGGCAUCAUCUGUUGAGGAAACAGGGAGAAUGUAUCGACUCUCGUCUCUAUUCAGGUGA
This is a messenger RNA of Linum trigynum, 2019 nucleotides long. The record is from the annotation of a GenBank genome assembly. NCBI's taxonomy places the organism in Eukaryota, Viridiplantae, Streptophyta, Magnoliopsida, Malpighiales, Linaceae.